Gigantopelta aegis is the source of this 4721-nucleotide messenger RNA. RefSeq names its product alpha-mannosidase 2C1-like. The transcript is spliced from 31 exons. The record is from RefSeq and is a predicted model, not a curated record. Gene Ontology annotation, biological process: mannose metabolic process; oligosaccharide catabolic process. NCBI's taxonomy places the organism in Eukaryota, Metazoa, Mollusca, Gastropoda, Neomphalida, Peltospiridae. Gene Ontology annotation, molecular function: carbohydrate binding; alpha-mannosidase activity. Bases 113 to 3277 code for a protein of 1054 amino acids.
GGAAAAUAGCAUGUAGUUCUACACAUUUUUCCCCCAUUAUUAUUUUACACUGAAGCUUACAAACUGGACGACAUUUGUUGACAUUUUUUUAAACUUACGGUAACACUAAACAAUGGAACACGUAGUAUUCAAACACAGAAGAACUACUCUUGAACGUGCUGAGAAGUUUCUCUCGUCUCUUUACUUUACUGAUGUCAAUCUUUAUGGAAGGUUGUAUUCAGAGCAUGUUCCAGUAACAAACAUUGAACACUAUGCAGCAACAGGCAGAGUGUCUUAUGAUGAGGCUGUCAAGGGAGACUACUCUCCUACAGCUAUUGGUCAAUCGUUUGGUCCCACGUGGUCAACUCACUGGUUUCGCAUUCAUGUUGAGAUUCCAUCCACAUGGGAAGAUCGUGAGGUCAGACUUCUGUGGAACUGUGGUGCAGAAGCGCAGGUCUGGAUAGACGGACACCCAGUACAGGGUUUGAGUGGAGAACAUAAUCCUAGACGAGAUGAUUUUAUUGUGUCAAAAAAGCUGACUAAACAGCAAAUCAAACAGACCUUUUACAUUGAAAUGGCAUGUAAUGGCUUGUUUGGGGCAGGGAAACAUGGACUAGUUUCUCCUACUGACCCCAACCGAGCAUACACACUUUCAAAGGCAGAAGUGGCCAUCUUUGACAGAGAAGUGGCAGACCUAUUUUGGGAUCUUCAAGUACUGUAUGAAAUGGCUAAGGAUCUACCUGAGAAUAGUGAACGAGGCUAUCAGACUUUGUAUGCCUUGAACAACAUAAUUAAUCAGCUUGAAGUGGGGAACCGAACAACAUAUACCUAUGGGCGGGAACUUGCCAAACAGUUUUUGUCACAAAAGAACAGUGACAGUCAGCAUGUACUUCAUGCCAUGGGCCAUGCUCACAUUGACACAGCCUGGUUGUGGCCAUAUGCAGAGACAAUCCGGAAGUGUGCUCGGUCAUGGAGUACCACAGUUCAGUUGAUGGAGCGGUACCCACACUUCUUAUUCACGUGUUCACAGGCCCAGCAGUUUGAGUGGGUGAAACAAUACUACCCGAGUCUGUAUUCCAAGAUUUGUCACUUUGUCAAGGAAGGAAGGUUUAUACCAGUUGGGGGAUCAUGGGUUGAAAUGGAUGGUAAUAUUCCGAGUGGUGAAGCCUUCAUCAGACAGUUUCUGUACGGACAGGAGUACUUCAGGAAAGAGUUUGGAGUCACUUGCACUGAGUUUUGGCUACCAGACACAUUUGGUUAUGCUGCUCAGAUUCCUCAGAUGAUGCAGCACUGUGGAAUGACUCGAUUUCUCACACAGAAGUUAAGCUGGAAUCUUGUCAACAAGUUUCCUCAUAGUACAUUUUGGUGGUCAGGACUUGAUGGUAGUACAGUGCUCACCCACUUCCCACCCGGAGACAACUAUGCCAUGGAGGGCAAAGUCCAGGAGGUUUUAUACAGUGUGAAGAAUUUCAAAGACAAAGGUCGAUCUGGCCGAAGUUGUUACCUAUUUGGGUACGGAGAUGGAGGCCAUGGACCUUCAGAGGACAUGUUAGAAAAACUUCAGAGACUAGAAAAUGUGGAUGGCAUUCCCAAAGUGAAAAUGAGCAGCCCUGAUGAAUUUUUCUCGCUGGUUGAGAAAGAGAGUAGAGGAAGCCUGUGUACGUGGCACGGUGAGCUGUACUUGGAGAUGCACAAUGGAACAUACACCACCCAGGCCAAGGUGAAAAAAGAAAACCGAUAUGGUGAAAUCUUGCUAAGAAACACUGAACUCUUUGCUACCAUAGCAACAGUUGGAAGUUUAACUAGUGAUAGUGGUUACAAAUACCCCCAGGCUGAGCUACAGCGCCUCUGGAAACUUCUUCUCCUCAAUCAGUUUCAUGAUGUGCUGCCAGGAUCAUCAAUUGAAAUUGUUUAUGAAGAUGCUCACAGGUAUUAUGAAGACAUUCGACAGUCAGGAGCCACUCUUUUUGCCUGUGCUGUGGCAAAUGUACUGGCAAAAGAAAGCGAACCCUCCACUCCAGUGGUUGUCAAUUCUCUGUGCUGGGAGAGGUCAGAGGUCGUGAUAAUUCAGAGAGCUGGUGAUGAGAAGACUAGCGAACAGAAGAAACCUGAUGACAGAGUUCAAACAGACAGCCGUGGCAAUACUUUAGCUUUUGUCAAAGCGCCGAGUUGUGGAGUGGUCUCCCUUGUUCCAUUGGUGGUUCCUGGAUCUGUUGAAGCAUCUGUGAAUCAGAAUGGUCUGAUCACCCUCAAGAAUGAUCAUCUGACUGUGACUGUAGAUCAUUGUGGAAGGGUCACUUCGCUACAGCUAGCAGGAAGUGAAAAGAAUACUGUAAGUUGUACUCACCCAGCCAACCAGUUUCUUCUCUAUGAUGAUGUGCCCUUGUACUGGGAUGCAUGGGAUGUGAUGGACUACCAUCUGGAAACCAGGAAACCAAUUAACAGUGUUAUUGGGAAGGCUACCAUUCUAGACAAAGGUCCCCUGAAAGCAUCUGUGGAGUUUUCACUGACCAUCAGUAAACAGAGCCACCUGAAGCAGCUGAUUGUCCUGGAGGCUGGAUGUUCAUAUGUGAAGUUUGUUACACAGGUCACAUGGCAUGAAAACCGCAAGUUUCUCAAGGUUGAGUUUCCCACGAGUAUCCACUGUGAAAGUGCUACGUAUGACAUCCAGUUCGGUCACAUCAAGCGGCCCACUCACUACAACACCUCUUGGGACAGUGCCAGGUUUGAGGUGUGCAGUCACAAGUGGGCUGAUCUCUCGGAGUAUGAUUUCGGUCUAUCUGUUCUGAAUGACUGCAAGUACGGCUUCUCAACAGUGAACAACGUCAUGCGGCUUUCUCUGCUGCGUUCUCCAAAAGCACCUGAUGAACAUGCAGACAUGGGAAGUCAUGAAUUUACGUAUGCGCUUAUGCCACACAAAGGGAGCUUGCAGGAUGCCGGUGUGAUUCAGCAGGCUUACAACCUCAACAGUCCUCUCGUUGUCCAGUAUGUCCCACAGGUUCCGUCCACCACAGCAGGUUUCUUCUCACUCAGUACACCACAGGUUGUGCUGGAAGCUGUAAAGAUGGCGGAGAGAGUUGAGCGAGCUAUGAUUUUGAGACUUUAUGAAGCAUUUGGUGGAAAAACUUCAGUGACACUAACUCUCAACCUGCCUGUUAAAAAUGUCAAAAGGUGUACAGGACUGGAAGAUGUUCUGGCUGAUGAUGAUGACUCGCUGCUGUUUACACCUGGUCAACCCGCCACUGUCUGUCUGACCCUCCGGCCAUUCCAGAUUGUCUCUCUUAUUGCUUGGUUUUAGUCAGUGGCAUUGAUAUAGCAGUGUCAGUACAGACUGCCUGAUAUGAUCUUUUACAAAUAUGUUAUGUAUUGUUAAAGGAUUUGCCAAAAUAGGCAUAAAACUAAGUCCAAAAAUGUAUAUGAAAGGGACAAAUACAAAAUACAUAAGUGCAAACAGAGUGUCAUUAAAAUGUGAAAAGAAAAUGUUUUAAUGAAAAGGUCAAAAGUAAUAACAAACAACCUGUAAAAUACCUUUAAGGUGAAUGAAGGAAGUUAUUUUUUAUUAAAGCAUGAUUAUAAAAGAAUAUCAAACCUAUAUUUAUAUAAUUAUAUAUAUAAAUACAUUUUCUACUGCUAUUUUUUCUUUAUAUUUGUACAUUCUUCUUGGGGUUUAGUAAUAUUUAUUAUUUUGUAUGUGUUUAACACUGAUCAUGAGUGCAUAUGGUAUAGUAUUGUUAUGAUUAUUUUGUAAAACAAUAUUUUGAACUCUGUCUUACACAGAGGUAUGACAUUCAACCAGAUAUGUCUGUUUUUCAUGAAUGUAUUGUACAUGUAUUGACAUCUGUGAUGUUUAUAUUAACAUUUGUACACUUUCUGUUUAUUUCAAGAUGAUUUGUGAUUUUUAUAUAGAUGUUUAAUAUAUCUCUUGACCCAAUUUGUAUUUGACAUGUUUAAGACAUGCAGGUGUGCAUACAGGGUUUCUUGGAUGCACACCCUAAGCUUUGACUUGCCCCUAAAAUUUAAUAUUUAAUGCAUUGAAUUGAUAUCAUUUUGGUAGGGGAGAUAUAUUGAUAAUCUAGUUAGUUCUGGGGACAAUUAAUUGUAUAUAAUGUCUGUUAGUGUCCUUUGGUGCCAUUUUCUAAAGUUGCACCCCCACUGUAGAAAAUUAUAUAUCUGCCCUUGGCAUGCUAAAUAUGAUAACUAUAUGUGGAGAACUUGCUAUUACAAACACAAUCUUUGUGUUCUUUGUCAACUUACAUCACAGCAGAACAUUCCACAACACUCUAUUUUAUAGUAUCGUUGUUGUGCAAACUGUUUUGUAAGUAAUGACACUAUGAACAAAUAUUCAGCAAUACCUACUAUCUGGGCAAAGGUUCAUUCAAGACAUUAGACUAUCAUUCCAUGAAUAGUGUAACAAUGGAUUUUUAGUAUUAACCAGUGGGUGAAAAUCAUGUGAUCAAUUAAUUCUCAGUUAAAUAUGUGAAUGUGCUGAAUUAUUAAUAUGGAUUAAACAGAUUCAUAUAAAGUGCUAUUUGAUUUGGGUUGCUGACAUAGUCUUUCCAUUCCAUGAAUAUUAUAAGAAUGGAUUUUCAGCAUUAACCCAGUGCGUGACAAUCAUGUGAUCAAAGUAAAGUUUGUUUUAUUUAACGACACCACUAGAGCACAUUGAUUUUUUUAUCUUAUUAUUGGCUAUUGGACGUCAAACAUAUGGUCAUUCUGACACUAUUUUUUUAGAGGAAACCCGC